AUGAGCGACGAUAGCGACUAUGAGAUCGAGGGUCCCGAGCUAGCAGAGGAUGACCCCAUGAGGGCAUUCUUACCAACCUCGUUUGGCAAGAAAUCGAAAGAAGCUGAUAUCGCUGCCCAAAUUGACCGAAGCCGUCGGGUAGCUGAGACAAAGCCUCCCAGCCAGAACCAACAGCCCAAAAACCGGGAGGAAACCGAUUCAGACAGCGAUUCCGACGAUAGCAGCGACGAUGACGACGAGGAUGAAUUUCCUGUCUCCCAUGAGCUGGUAUUGAAGACACACGAGCGAGCCAUAACCUCGGUUUCCUUGGAUCCAGCUGGAGGAAGGCUGGUGACGGGAUCCUUAGAUGGAAACGUCAACCUCCACGACUUUGCUUCAAUGACGCCUACUACCUUGCGAGCAUUCCGAUCGAUCGACCCUUUCGUGACAAAAGCAUCGGCGCCUACCGAAUCACAUGCUGUGCAGCAUGUUCAAUUCAGCCCUCUUUCUGGGAGCGUCUUUCUCUGCAUUUCCGCCCACCCACAGGCUCGAAUCAUGUCCAGAGACGGCGACAUUGUCACCGAGUUUGUCAAAGGUGAUAUGUAUCUCCGAGAUAUGCAUAACACCAAGGGCCACAUUUCAGAAGUUACGAUGGGGGCUUGGCAUCCGAGCGAUAGGAAUCUCUGCGUUACUGCUGGCACAGACAGCACUUUGCGGAUUUGGGAUAUCAACAAUAAACGUUCUCACAAGGAUAUCAUUGUUUUCAAGUCCAAGGCGGCAGGCUCGGCUGGCCGGACCAAGAUGACCACGGUGACUUGGGGAAGUUCGCCCCAGUCAGGCAACAUUCUUGUUGCUGCUGCUCUGGACGGCUCGCUGGUCAUGUACAGCGGGAAUGGACCGUUCACGCGACCAGCUGGUGAGAUACGGGACGCCCACAAGCCCCUGUCAUGGACCGGCGGAGUCGAUAUUUCAGCAGAUGGGCGUAUGGUCGUUACAAGAGGUGGAGAUGACACGAUCAAGUUAUGGGACACGCGCAAGUUUACAAAAGCUCUCGUCACAGUUUCCCACCCUUCCACAUCAGAUCAUUACCCGACCACCAAUAUCAGAUAUGCGCCAAACAGUACCAAUAUCCUCACGGGAUCUGCGACUGGCCAUUUGCAUAUCUUGAACCCUGGAAAUCUGCAGCCAGAACAUGUGACCCCGAUAACCCCGGGCGCGCCCCUUAUUACUGUCGAUUGGCACCCCAAGAUUAACCAAAUAAUCACAGGUUCUGCUAACGGAGAAUGCCAUGUACUUUAUAAUCCAGAGAAGUCAACCCGCGGCGCGGUUGAGGUCAUGUCGCGCGCACCGAAGAAGCGCCAUAUCGAUGACAAUCCAGAAUUCACAAUGGACCAGUCGGUCGGACUGUCCAGUGAAGUCCUUGCACCUGGCGCUCUGCGUGGCUCCCAAAACAAGGGAACGACAGCUUCAGGCAGGUCUAAGGAUCCACGUCGACCACACCAACCAAGCAAAACCCCAUUCCACAAGUCACAACCGAAUGAGAAGCACGUUGCAGAGAAUAUCCCGCUGGCACGCAUGUUACACGAGGACCCCCGCGAGGCGCUGCUGAAAUAUGCCGACAAAGCGAAGAGCGAUCCGGUAUUUACCAAGGCCUGGAGUAAAACGCAGCCUCAGACUCAGUAUGCAGAGUUGAGCGACGAGGAAGAAGAGGGCCCUGACAAAAAGAAGACUAAGAGGUGA
Messenger RNA from Clonostachys rhizophaga, 1719 nucleotides. Lineage: Eukaryota; Fungi; Ascomycota; Sordariomycetes; Hypocreales; Bionectriaceae. The record is from the annotation of a GenBank genome assembly.